UUUCUUAGUCCAUACGCAGGUAGGCUUCCAGAAACUCAUGGGUUUAAAAAAGCUCCCUCCAUUCCCCUUUAAAUUUUAACAUAUUCCAUUGGAGGUGGGGUUCUCUUGUUGGCGAAAAUUUGCAAAUUACAUUCGUUUAGACAGGCCUCCAAGCUGGAAGCUUGCGCUUUGCAACAAAAGAAAGGACAUUGACUUUGCAACUUCCAACCAAGUCAGCUGCCACGUUGUGCCAGUGAAACGGACCGGAGGAAGACGCAAUCCAGCAAAGCUAACGGAGCUUUGGAUUUAAAUACAUUUUUAUUAACAGUAUAGGUAGUCUCUUAUCAAUAUUUUACUAUGGUGUUAUUACAACGAUGUAUACUGAGAAACGUUGUCCUGCAAGGCCAGCGGAGUAUUUGUGCAUCGCAACCGCGAAAAGAAAGUUCGAACCCGGCGUGGGCUUCUGCGAAAACAAGACGCCCCGAUCCGACUAACAAUUGUGGUUUGGGGCGCUUUUACGCCACCACCUCAGCGAUACCCGGGGUUCGAGAGCGCACGCUGAUCGCCGUGAAGCCAGAUGGGGUACAGCGCCGCCUGGUGGGCCAGAUCGUGCAGCGCUUUGAGCAGAGGGGCUUCAAACUGGUGGGACUGAAGAUGGUGAAGGCACCGGAGGAGCUGUUGUCCCAGCACUACCACGACCUCAGGAAGAAGCCCUUCUACCCCAACCUGUUGCGCUACAUGCACUCUGGACCAGUGGUUGCCAUGGUGUGGGAGGGUCACAAUGUGGUCAGGACGUCUCGUCUGAUGGUGGGGGACACCAACCCGGCUGAGGCCCACCCUGGCACGGUUCGGGGGGACUUCAGCAUUCACAUUAGCAGGAACGUGAUCCACGCCAGCGACUCGGUGGAAGGGGCGCAGAGGGAGAUCCAGCUGUGGUUCAACUGCACAGAGCUUCUGGACUGGGUCUGCUGCGACCAUAGCAACACUUACCAAUUGUGAGGUCACGGGGGGGGGCGGAGGAGGAGACUAGGGCCGCCUCGCGGGUGCACCACGGUGACAUCACAGCUACCUCGUCUCACACCCCAGGGGCAUCCCAGAGUGCCACUGCUCUCCUCCCCAAUGUCAAUGCAGCGAGGACACAAUGGCGCAAGCUGACCUGGUGCCUUUGCUGUUCCAGCGGACUGACUAGUGAUAUAUUGAACAACUGCUCCCCACAGGCUAGUGUCUCGCACAGAGUGGACGCAUUGAUAAAACUUCUAUCAGCAAUAUUUUGUGAAUGUGUCAUCACAAGGGCGAUUCUCAAGUGCCAAACUCACUUUGAUCUGAACUAUGUUAAUAUUACGUCAGGCGUUGGUUAUGGUGGUAAAUGUUUAUCUUGAGCACGCUGGCUAGCCUAGUUUGUUGACUGUUUCAUCGUUCUUCAUAUUAAAAAAAUAUUAAAAUAAAAAAUAAAAAGAUUUAAAGGCAAAAUUACAAAUGACAACCGGCUAUCUGAUGAGCAUUGCAGUGAGGUACAUAGUGGUUUAAAAGUCUGGUAAGCUAAAGUGUGAUUUUGCUAUUUGGUGCAUUGCAGGGUAGUGUUUGGGACCGAAGGAACAGCGAUGCCUUAAAGACUGUAAAAACUGGAAAGUGCCUUGCUGUACAGGAGGUAUGGUUAGAUGGCAUUAAGGAAGGCAGCUUCAUCAAGACUGGUCUUGAAUGAACCGUAGCAUUUUAUAGGAGACACUGUGGAUGUUCACAUCAGUCUUGUCCUGAUUGAGCUGGUCAUACUGUAUAAUAUGACGGUAGCCUAAACAGUGUUUUUAUCAAUAAAUCUGUGCCUGCCAAAACGG
Messenger RNA from Anguilla anguilla (European eel), 1811 nucleotides. RefSeq names its product nucleoside diphosphate kinase, mitochondrial-like. Gene Ontology annotation, biological process: CTP biosynthetic process; UTP biosynthetic process; GTP biosynthetic process. Gene Ontology annotation, molecular function: nucleoside diphosphate kinase activity. Bases 337 to 978 code for a protein of 213 amino acids. NCBI's taxonomy places the organism in Eukaryota, Metazoa, Chordata, Actinopteri, Anguilliformes, Anguillidae. The transcript is spliced from 5 exons. The record is from RefSeq and is a predicted model, not a curated record.